Parnassius apollo (apollo) is the source of this 1701-nucleotide messenger RNA. The record is from the annotation of a GenBank genome assembly. NCBI's taxonomy places the organism in Eukaryota, Metazoa, Arthropoda, Insecta, Lepidoptera, Papilionidae.
AUGGAGAAGGCGAAGGCCUACAUAAAGAGCUCGCUGGGCGCUAGUAAGCCGGCGUCGCCAGCUCGCGAUGCGGCCGAGGCCGAGCCGCGAGUCUGCUUCGUGUGCGGCGGUGCCGGCCUAGGCGACUGCUACACUGUGCGGGUCAAGCCUGGACCACAGAGCUCGGAGCCGUACUUCCCGUUCCUGGGCGCGCACCCGCCGCCCGCCGGGUACCGCGCAGACGACAGCGAGGAGGAGGGCACGGUGCGCUGCUGCUGCGUCUGCUACACCUUCCUGCGCCAACAGUGGGAGCAGUACGACCGCGAGAACAAGCCACACUCGCAGCGCUUCUAUUGGAUGAAGCGGCUCGACGGGAAGCCGUUCAUUGGCGCGGACAUGUCGUUCCAAGGGGAGUACGCUGCGCAGGUUUUGGGCCUGGGCGCGGAGACGGGAGGUCGAGAUGAAUCUGGGACUCCGGGAGCUGUGGGCGCCACAAGCGCGACUGCGGCACGCGCUGCUGAGCCGCCACCUCCCGCGCCCCCCACAACCACUACCAGCGCCGCACUCCCCACCACGCCGCGCCCCAAGGAUCUCGAUACCAACCACAACGCCAAGUUUAAUAACAAAGGAUUACUGAAGGUGUUGAUUAAAAAUCGGCGUUCGCCUACCCUGCAGCAGCGGUACGCGGGGGGCGAGGAGGAGGGCGUGCUGGACCUGCGCGCGCGCGAUCCGUCCGUCAUCUCGGUGGGCUCGCAGCACUCCGGCGUCUCCGAGCCGGUGGGCUUCCUCGACGCUGUCAGGUCGACGGUGUCGGUGUAUUCAGGCAACUCCAACUCCAGCUCGGACCGUGAUAUCUUGGACUUGUCUAUGCCGGACAAGAACUCCAUGACGGAGGUGUGCUACGUCUGCGGCGACGAAUACAAGCGCGGGACGCUCUGCAAUCUUAAUACCAAGGAGCCCAAAGACAAAAUGGAUGCUAGCGUAAAUGCUUCUGAGCGCACUGUUCGAAGAAAAUUGAAAGAAUUAGAUUUCAAGGCUUGUCGCCCCGCCAGGAAGCCCAAGUUAACAGCUGCAAUGAAAGCAAAGCGCCUGAAGUGGGCCAAACAAUGGCAAGACAAAGAUGUGGACUUCUGGAGAUCGGUCUGCUUCAGUGACGAAAGCACAUUCGAAAUUUUACAAAAUAAAGCUCAGUAUGUGCGUCGUCGUCAUGGAGAAAAGUUUCAUCCUGAUUGUGUCGUCCCGACGGUUAAAUAUCCCACCAAAGUGAUGAUUUGGUCAGCCAUCAGCGGCAAGGGCACUGGACGUCUGUACGUCGUCAAAGGAAUAAUGAGGCAAGAUCAGUAUAAAGAAGUACUGGAAAAUCGGUUGAUUCCGCAGCUCAGAGAAUGGUUUCCAAAUGGGGAACCAUUCACUUUCAUGCAAGAUGGAGCUCCCUGCCACACUGCUCGGUCUGUUAAAGCUUUUUUGGCAGAAAAAAAUAUCCCUCUGUUGGAUUGGCCCGGUAAUAGCCCUGAUAUGAACCCCAUUGAAAAGUGUGUGGGAGCUGAUGAAAAGAGAAGUGGCAAAGAUGUGAUUACCAACAAAACCCAGCUCCUAGAAAAGAUUAUUUAUGUGUGGAAUCAUCAUCCUCAAAUGCAGGAGACAGUACAGUCUUGCAUUGAUAGCAUGCCGCGCAGAAUUAAAGCUUUGAUAGCGGCUAAAGGUGGCUCAACUAAAUAUUGA